This is a messenger RNA of Phytophthora nicotianae INRA-310, 2465 nucleotides long. RefSeq lists its product as hypothetical. Gene Ontology annotation, cellular component: nucleus. NCBI's taxonomy places the organism in Eukaryota, Oomycota, Peronosporomycetes, Peronosporales, Peronosporaceae. The transcript has a single exon. Bases 409 to 1824 code for a protein of 471 amino acids. The record is from RefSeq and is a predicted model, not a curated record.
GUUGGGUACAGGCUUUCCCAAAUGCGUAAGUAGGCCUCGAUUUCCAAGGCAGAGUGGUGAUUGCACUUCAGCCAUGAAGACGAUCUUCCUGUCGCGCCAUAUCUACCACACCGCUACGUUGACAAUACCUGUACGUCAAGUGGAAUCCACUGCAGUCGCGCUGCGCAUAUCGGCUUUCCAUUGCUGCAGUGUGUCAACAUGCCGAUCAUCAGCGGAAUGCGGACAUCGUCCGCUAGAGCCUUUCCACUUCAGUCGGUCGUCCGUGAAAACAUCCAUCACGCUGGAAACCCCCAGGUCAUCUCUCCGACCAUGCACACCAACAACCUUGCGGGCAUAAGCUCACGGAUACUGAUCAGGCAAUCCGUAAGGCAUGGUGUGGUCCACAUUUGAACGAAUUGUAUCUUGACCAUGAUGCGGGAGGUGUUCGAGGCCUUCCUGACGGAUCCAAUCCGCGUAAAUGAGGACGUAUUCGCGCUGUGGCUUGAGGGCCACAACGCCGGUGACGCAUUAGCCGCGCGACUUCGACUCCCAUCGGCAGUUCCGAUGCCGUUCCUGGGAGGAGACGCGGACGCCAAGCUGCGCGAGUUACUGUGGCGAGACACGGUGGACCAGUAUCGCCUCUAUGAUAAGCUAGAGCACUACCUAUCGCAACCGAGUCUGUUCCGCUCGCAACUCCUCUUCCAGAUUCCACCGGCUCAGCAAUACUACAUGGUGGAGCGGUACUACACGCGCGAUACCGACGUAGACCGCUGGUUACUGGGCAAGAAGCUCUCCGGACGUCUGGAAAAGGACCUAGAUGACGUGGCAGAGCGUUCCGGCCGCACACUCAAGAGUUGUCGUCGGCAACUGGAGAACCUGCGGCGAGUGUACGCUGCCGUGGAGGACCGCAACUUCCAUGGCCUUCCGUGUCGCGCUGUCAGCGAGCUUUUCCUGCUGUCAGAGCAGCUCUCCAGCAAAUAUGCGUGUCUACUCUUCAUCCUGCACACGAGAUUCCAAGUGCACCCUCAACACCCCGUCACGGGUUUCCUCACGUGGCCUGACCUGCGUUUUUUCUCUGCGUUACUGAUGACUCACUGGCUACCGCAACGGAACACGCUGUCGAAGCUCCAGUUCCCCAAAGGGACCAAGGAUACUGUUGAAGAUACAGUACAUGUCGUGGAAAACGGCGCUCAGAUCGCAUUGCGCUCUCCGAGCACGAGAGAGUGGCCCACAAUUGGAUUCUUACAAGAAAAGCUGCAACCUACGAGUGUGAGGGAGACGGUCGGGUUAGAUCUAAGUCAUCCACUGACGAACUGCCUGCGCGACCUCAAGGCCCACCUCAUCAAUGACAACGAUGUCCUUCGAGUGUACCGAGAGAACAUCAUGACUCGCGUAAGAUCAUGGACUGCAGCAAAAGGAACACUGAGCGAGAGUGCCCGUAGCUUGGACGAGCUCGAAAGCAAGUUGUACCUCGUGGUGCAUGGCUUCCUGACCAUCGGUGCUGGACUAUCGCAGCCAAAAGAGCUUCAACAUCUGCUGGAAUAUUUGCUCACUCGCGUCGUGCGCGUUUUGCACGACUGUGAGAUAGUGAAGUCACAGGUUAACGCACUCUUUGGGGCUCUGGUGGAUGCGUUAGCCGAGUUGGAUGUGUGGUAUCUCAACGGCGAGGAAACACGCAGUCUUCUGCUUGCUAGCUGGGAUCGCUUCAUCAGUGUUUGCCGCGCUAUUGUACUAACGGUCUACGAUCGUUGCCAUCCUUCGGCCGUUUUGGAGUAUCAGCAAGAAGGUCCCAGUGAUACAACAGAGGAAGCAGCAUUGAUGCAAGGCACUGAUAAUUCGUAUUAGCUGUUUGAUCUCGUAAAAUAUUGGACGACACUAGCAAAAACUCUUUUGGUUCCUUAAAGAGCACUGCGUCACACGAUUGGAGCUGUAGAGCUCGCCCGCAAGAUCUGAAUACCUUUUCGUGCCGGCGAUUGAGCGUAGCGUGGUCGCUGCUCGAUGCGCUGAUGAUAUCGCUCUCGGUGGCGUUGCAGCGUCCGCACUCGCCGUUCCUGAGCCACGUUGUAGGAAUCCUGAAGCGGCCGAGCUUGGUCUUCAUAGAGUUCCAUUUGGACUCGCAAUCGCUGCAGUCGAUUAGCUUUCGCAGCAUCGAGGCGUUGUUUCUCUUCUUGUCCGAGCGUCGUAAUCACCUUGGCUGGAAUAGGUAUCGAUCGCGACGUCGACGCACUGCCGUACAAUUGCGAUUCCGUCAUAAACCGUGCUGGAUUCGUAGUGUCACCUUGAUUAUCGCUGUGCGCGAAAUCGUUAGUAUUGUAAGAUCAUCAAUGAAUGUAGUAUCAAGGCCUACCUUAUAAUUCCUCUCGUGUCCGGGUAUGGAGUGCGGCCGCAUCGCGUUGGAGUUUUGGCUCGCCUAAAGACAAACCCAGUACUUACAGUUAGAGAGAAAGCAUGACGAUCAAUACCAGCUCAGCCUACCUUGUCAAGUG